AAUAGCCAGUAGCGUUGAGUGUGUUUAGUGUUUUGUAUACUGGGAGGUGUCGUAGUACGUUGUUGAGAAUACUUUUUUGCUGUCACUGCUGGCUUUGAUAUGACAUCAGAUCUUUUGUUUAGGCGUUACUUUUUUGCUUGUAAGUUUAGUAUUAAAUCUUGCGUCAAUUUGUAACUUUUUUUUGCGUCUCUGACACUUUAUUUUGAAAGGUUUCAUCAUCCCGCGAGCAGUGAGCAGUUAGGGACUAUGUACAAAUUAAAAACCGUUUGUCAAGCAUUGGAGUACAACGAGACCGUUUUAAUAGGUUAUAAACAAAUUGCCUUGUAUAAUUAAAAGUAAAUAUCCAUCAAAUUGUAAAUUGGUUUGUAUAAACUUCCAACACAAGAACUAUUGAGAGCUUUGGGACAGUGACCUUAUGCAGUGUGGACCUUUUGAGACGCUCCCUUACAGUUGACAUGGCGGAAUACUAGCGGCUGGGUUGACUUUUUACUAUUUUAGUUGUUGUACAAUGUUUACUGGUCGGUUUCAGUAAGUAGGUUUCUCCAGUAUGUUAAACCGUUUGAUGGAAGCAUCGAAAGUGGACGACCUUGAUGCUUUAAAAGCUUUAUAAAGUGAAGAGUUAGUGUAGUGUAGCUGGUGUCAUGGCAGAAGGUUCUAGGGUGAAAGACAGUCACAGUGUGCUGCUACACACACAGCUGAGGGACACAAGCACACAUGGCGGAGGACUGUUCGAGCUGACACAUGACGACGAGGACGUCCAGUUUGACACUUCUGAUUCGGAUAAUAACUGUGAGGUGUUGACAGCAGGAAGACAGUAUCCGUCCCUUCUGGAGUUUGCCUCUGCCAUCCCUAACCACCUGCUGCUGGGGUCUCUGCUCGAACACUUGUGCUUUGUGUACGAGAAAGACCCUGCACAAUCUCGCAUUCUGUUCAAGGUGAUUGGUCAGCGACUAGCAGCAAUGAACCUCCUCUCUCCCCUGGCCAUCAGUGACGAGUUCAGCACAGUGAGACUGCAGCACAGCCGGGCCUUCGCUGAGCUCCUGCAUGCAGCCAGCUCAUCACUGUUUCCUCAGAAUGAAAUGUACCUAAAUGCUGAUCGCCAAAACUCUGUGCUAAGAACAAAAGAUGGUCUUUUCCAAACCUCUCGCUACCUCAGUGAAUUUGACGAAAUCUCACCACUGGGCAGAGGAUCAUAUGGAAAAGUCUUUAAGGUGAUAAACAAGUUGGAUGGACAGCAUUACGCUGUAAAAAAGAUUCUGAUCAAGAAUGUGACGAGGAACGACUGCAUGAAGGUCAUACGGGAGGUUAAAGUUCUGUCCAGUCUUCAGCAUCUGAACAUUGUUGGAUAUCACACUGCGUGGAUGGAGCAUGUGCAGCCUGCUGUGAAGAAUUGUAAACCUACUCUUCUGGCUACCAUACCAGCUUUAGAAACACCCUCACAAACAGAAAGACUUGUAGAGGAGAGCACGAGUAGCACCAAUGGAUCAUCCAUUGUUUUUGAAAACUCUGAAUGUUCAAAGGACAGAAAAGGACACUCUACAAAUGUGCUAAAGAAUAGCUCAAAUAAUAUUCUAAGAUCUGCAGUGGCAACAGAGCAGAGGAGUCAGGUUCUGUCCAAAAAAAUUGUGCACAGCCCACAUAACUUUGUUCCAUGUGCGUUCCUGGGAGAGCCGCGCUCUGCUGGGGAGACCUGCCCUGCACUUCGGUGGGAAAGUUCAACACUGUCAGAGGAGUCAUAUGUUGAUAUGAGCAGUCAGCAGUGGGCUGAAAAACAUCCAAAGGAGGUUCAGUUCCACUUAAUGCUCUACAUCCAAAUGCAGCUGUGUGAGCGUUCAUUGAAAGACUGGAUUCAGGAAAGGAACUCUACACCAAAGCCAGAACUCACAAUGUCAACAGGUUCUUUUCAAUCAUUUGACUCUCAACAAGCAUCUGAUAUCUUAAAGAAAAUACUUGAAGGGGUGGAGUAUAUUCACUCCCGUGGAAUUAUGCACAGAGACCUUAAGCCAAGGAACAUUUUCCUGAAUGGGCAUGAAUGCCAUGUAAAAAUAGGUGACUUUGGAUUGGCUUGUAAGGAUAUUGUGAUGAAUGAAAAUGAACAGCUAUCUUCCACUUCUCAUGUAAAUGGAAACGCAGAGUCCUCUCACACUACAGGAGUGGGCACUUUUGUUUAUGCUUCUCCAGAACAACUGCAGGGCUCUCAUUAUGACUCAAAGUCAGAUAUGUAUAGUGUUGGGGUGAUCGCUGUUGAGUUGUUCCAGCCAUUUGGAACAGAGAUGGAACGUGUGCAAACACUCAGCGACCUGAGAAAGGGGAAGGUUCCAGAUGACCUGUAUAAAAACUGGCCAGUCCUGACUGAGCAAAUUAAACUGCUGACCAGCAUGGACCCCUCACUGCGACCAAGUGCAUCCCAGCUACUGCAAAGUGAUCUCUUUAACAACAAAGACAUGGUAAUCCACAAUUUACACCAGAGGAUUUCUGAGCAAGAAGAGGAAAUCAUUCAGCUCAGAAGACAGAUCAGUGAACUACAAACCUCACAAAAUGGACCAGAGAAGGCAUCAUUAUAACUACUACUGACUAUUCUCUACCAAGUGAGACUUUGGCAUAUUAUGUGAAUAGUUUUCUUUUAUUUAUUUUUGUGACGUGUUCCUGUGUAUGAAGUCAACUUUGCCAAGGUGUAUAAAGACAAAUAAAUAAAUAGAUAACCUUUCAGAUGAAUAUUAGACUGACUCAGAACACAUGUGGAUUUCUGGGCACAAUUUCAUGUUUUUCUUCUGUCUUUAAACCAUUAAAGUAUUUUAUAUUUCUGUGA
Pangasianodon hypophthalmus (striped catfish) is the source of this 2809-nucleotide messenger RNA. RefSeq names its product eukaryotic translation initiation factor 2-alpha kinase 1 (gene eif2ak1). NCBI's taxonomy places the organism in Eukaryota, Metazoa, Chordata, Actinopteri, Siluriformes, Pangasiidae. Gene Ontology annotation, molecular function: protein kinase activity; ATP binding. The transcript is spliced from 15 exons. The record is from RefSeq and is a predicted model, not a curated record. Gene Ontology annotation, biological process: protein phosphorylation. Bases 642 to 2564 code for a protein of 640 amino acids.